AUGCCAAGUGCGCAAGCCAUGGAAGAAGAGCUCCAACAGAGCGUCAUGCUCUCCGAAGACGGCGAGUACGACACCGCUGAUACGGGCGACCAGGCACCGUCGUCAAUCACCCGUCCACGCUCGCAGAAAAAUGGAGAUGUCGAAGUUUCUGGCAGCGAUGAUGAAGAACUGAGUGAUCAAGAUGCUUCUGGGGAGGAGCUGGAGCAAGAUGCCUCUGGCGAGGAAGACAACGACCGGAUGGACCAACAAAUCGUCGUGGGCAGCGCCACACCGGGUCAUGGAGAAGAAUAUGACGAAGAUGCAGAAGGAGAGGAUGACCUGGACGAAGAAAUUGGUGCGGUGAAAGUUAAGCCUGUUGAUUCUGAAGACGAAGAAAUGGGAAGCGAUGGCUCUGACGCACAGAGUGCUGCAGAGGAAGAAGAGUCCGACGACGAAGAGGAUGAAGAAGAUGAGGAAGGGGCAUGGGAAGAAGGUGAUGCCGGAGACGAAGACGAGGAGUCCGACGCUGUGCAAUCGAAUACUUGCAUGUUUUGCAAACAAGACGAGGAAAAUGACCCAAGUGAGGAUUUUGAAGCCUUCCUUGCUUGCACCCGUUGUGGUGAGAAUGCACAUCAGCAAUGUGCCCGUGAUGCUGCGGCGAUGACUGAAAAAAACAAUUCGAAAAGAUGGAAAUGCCCAGAAUGCUUCAAUGAAGAAUCUGAGAGCGAGGAUGAUAAUGACGAUGCGGAUGACAUUGAUGCGGUCAGCGCCGAAGAUGGCGAAGCACCCACUGGCUCUGAACGAUCGCAUGCAUCAAAACUAGGGGUUGAUUCAACCCCUGUGGCGUUGGCAAACGGUAGUUUGGGUGAUCGCUCUGGAACUGACGAGCUUGUCCUCGAGGAUUCUCCUAUAGACGGCUCUAGGCCGGUGCGGAAGCGCAAGUCGGCAUCUGCAGAGGCAGACGAUGCCACGUUGGCGAUUAGGAAGCGUCGCAGGAAUCAGUCAAUUGACGGCACGGAUCGAGACGACUCUGCUCGGGAUAGUCGUUCCGGCGACGCUGCAAGGGCUCCAUCAUCAAGAACCAUGCGGCUCAAAGCCACACGACCGCCGCCGGUCACUAUCGCGAAACGAUCGCGUACUUCUCUACUAAUCAAAAUCGAGGUUCGCCCAGGCAAUCUCAAAGAAAUUCUAUCGAGGCGGAAGCGGGAUCGACGACGGGUAGGGGGAAGUAGCGCUCGGCCACAGGCACCACGAUCUACGCCAGCUCGCCCUCCCGCUACUCCGGCUUCUACUGGAAAUCUACCGGCCCUCAUUUCCACCAUGCCAACCCCAUUUACAUCGGAAUCAUACUCCCAACCGUUUUAUUCCUUCUUUGAUAAAGAGACGGAGGAGAUGAAAGGAAAGCCUUAUGGUGGCAUAUUAACAGAAGCCGAGGCAGACACAUCCAAAACCCUUCCGUCUCCUGAGGAUCGCAAGAGAUUCGAGCACGCCAAACAGAAAGCUGAAGACGAAUGGAGAGCUCGUGUACUGGCAAUGCAGGCAGAAGCUGACUUACCUAUCCGCAAGCCUAAGAAGACAAGCGAUAAUGCCAGUCAGAUCGAAUGCAUUGAGUUUGGUGGGUGGGAAAUUGAUACCUGGUAUGCUGCGCCUUACCCCGCAGAAUACAGCAGGAAUCGCGUCUUAUACAUUUGCGAAUUUUGCCUAAAGUACAUGAACUCGGACUAUGUGGCAUGGCGUCACAAAUUAAAGUGCGGCACAAAGCACCCACCGGGAGACGAAAUUUACCGUCACGAAUCCGUCUCCAUAUUUGAAGUUGAUGGUCGAAAACAUCCCGUCUAUUGCCAAAACCUUUGCCUUCUCGCGAAGCUGUUUCUUGGCUCCAAGACGUUGUAUUAUGAUGUAGAACCAUUUUUGUUCUAUGUUCUUUGCGAGUUCGACGACACUGGCUAUCAUUUUGUGGGCUACUUCUCAAAGGAGAAGCGGGCUAGCAGCCAAAAUAAUGUGUCCUGUAUUCUAACGCUGCCCAUUCAUCAGAGGAAGGGCUAUGGGAAUCUACUCAUCGACUUCUCUUAUCUUCUCACCAAGGCCGAAGAAAAGACUGGCUCUCCGGAAAAACCACUGUCGGAUAUGGGCCUAGUCUCAUACCGCAAUUACUGGCGCUUGGAACUCUGUCGAUACUUCCUCGGCUACAUGGAAAGCGAUGCACGUAGACGCGAGGGAUUGAGUAUCAAGAAGAUAUCCAUCAAUACCGGAAUGACACCUGACGACGUUGUCUCUGCUCUAGAAGGAUUGCGAGCCUUGGUGCGAGAUCCCCAAACCCACCUCUAUGCUUUCCGGGUGGACUUGGAUUACUGUCGUAAUUAUGUUAGCAAGUGGCAGUCGAAAGGCUACGUACAGUUAAAGCCAACAGCUCUCGCCUGGACACCAUAUGUCAUGGGCCGAAGUAACGUAGUCAAUUUCGAGCUUGGCCCGCCAAUCAACACUAUUGCCCCUAGAGAGGACGAUGAGGCCAAGAUUGAAGAGGGGACUACUCUGACAGCGGCUCAUGCGCGCGGCAUGCAAAGCACUUUGAAUGGCGUUGACAAGUCCGAUUCGCAGCCAGAGUCCACUCUUGCUAGCCAGCAAGGCAGCGAACAGCCCGCGUUACCAGUCAAGUCUAUCGAGAAGGUCAAGACUGAAGACAAGGAAAAUGCGGAUCCGGAAGAUCAGGGCAUGGUGGAUGCAACGGCCAAUGUUGAACCAGAGUCCUGGGAUGCGCCAUACAGGGACAUUCCUGCGUCCCGGUUCGAGGUCUUCCCACCGGUACCAGGAGGUCGCCGUGACCGGAACCGGACCAGUGUGAGCCGGCCAUCGGCUCCUCGCAAUGGCAGCAGCUCAUCCGCCAGGCCCAGGCCCAGGUCUAGGCCAAGUGGCAGUGCCCGUCGACCUGCUGCCAGUCGACCGCGCAACAACAGCUCGAGACGGAAAUCUGGAGGGACGGGACGUGGUCCUGGGCGGUGGCCAAAAGGAACUAAAAAGUCCGACUAUGGUAAUGCGGACAGUGGGCCAGGCCUCCCACCUGGCUGGAAAGAAAAACAGGCCCGGCUCAAGGCUUUGGCCGAGGGCAGGGACCCCGGACCGGCAGAGAAUCCGGAUGAAAAGCCGGCGGAAGACGAAGUCCGAGUACUUGUUUCUACGGCAGGGACCAACCAGAGCAAGGCGGCCAAUGGCAGUUCCAAGGUUUCAAGACGCGAUUUGGAUUCUGGGUCUGGAGGUGGGAACGGUGCCUCAGAUGGCGAAGACGUCGAUGCAGAAGGGGAAGAUGAAUGA
This is a messenger RNA of Metarhizium acridum CQMa 102, 3288 nucleotides long. Its product is annotated as Histone acetyltransferase. NCBI's taxonomy places the organism in Eukaryota, Fungi, Ascomycota, Sordariomycetes, Hypocreales, Clavicipitaceae. Gene Ontology annotation, molecular function: histone acetyltransferase activity; transcription coregulator activity. Gene Ontology annotation, biological process: negative regulation of DNA-templated transcription; positive regulation of transcription by RNA polymerase II. The record is from RefSeq and is a predicted model, not a curated record. Gene Ontology annotation, cellular component: chromatin.